Neurospora tetraspora is the source of this 2097-nucleotide messenger RNA. RefSeq names its product ammonium transporter AmtB-like domain-containing protein. Gene Ontology annotation, biological process: ammonium transmembrane transport. The record is from RefSeq and is a predicted model, not a curated record. Gene Ontology annotation, molecular function: ammonium channel activity. Lineage: Eukaryota; Fungi; Ascomycota; Sordariomycetes; Sordariales; Sordariaceae. Gene Ontology annotation, cellular component: plasma membrane. The transcript is spliced from 2 exons. The coding region runs from base 354 to 1967 and encodes 537 amino acids.
CGAUUGCUCUUUGGUAAUACCUAGUUCUUUUCUGCGUUCGAACGAGGUCUUUGUCUGUCUGCCGACACAGUCUUUUUGAUUAGGAAGAGGGCAAGUUCCGCUUCUUAUGUCACAUCAUGCAGGCUGCAUUUGGUGGUUGCCUGUAUCCCUUUCGUUUAAGGAUGAUUUUUCUUGUCGGGCUGGCCCGGGGUUUGGGUUCAGUUGUUUGUUGGUUGAACACUGAUGUUCCAAAAAAGAUAUCACUGCCAUCGAUCUAGUGAUUGAUCCCCUCCGGUUUUUGUUCUUACGGACUUAACCCGAAAGUUGACUGAUCGACUUGACCGACCGACCGACCGUCGAGUCUUUUGCCAGUCAUGGCCAACAACACCACAUCAACAUCAACAUCAACUCGAUCGGCAUCAGCUACCUCAUCCGCCGCCGCACACUCAGUUACAUCUACCUCUCCCCCAAGCAGCAAUGGCACAAACACCCUCUACCACGACGGCGACAUCGCCUUCCUCAUCCUCUGCACCGCCCUGGUUCUGCUCAUGAUCCCCGGCGUCGGCUUCUUCUACUCCGGUCUCUCACGACGCAAAUCCGCCCUCUCCCUAAUCUUCACCUCCAUCCUCGCCUGCGCCGUCACCUCGAUCCAGUGGUUCAUCUGGGGUUUCUCCCUCUCCUUUUCUCGCAACGUCGCAUCCUCGGGUUUCAUCGGCACCUUAUCCAACGCUUUUUUUAUUGGUAUUCUCGACCAACCCCUUGUCGAGAAUCCGCACAAGAUCCCCGAUUUGCUUUUUGCUCUCUACCAGAGCUUGUUCAGCGCCAUCGCCGUGGUCCUGGCCGCCGGCGCCGCGGCCGAGAGGGGCCGCCUCUUGCCCUGCGCAGUGUUCAUGUUCGUCUGGGUCACUCUUGUUUAUGAUCCCGUCGCGUGCUGGACGUGGAACCCCCAUGGGCAGGGCGGCUGGGCUUAUGCCAUGGGCGUCCUGGAUUUCGCCGGCGGCACCCCUGUCCACGUGGUGGGCGGGUGCGCAAGCCUGGCGUAUUCGAUGGUGCUGGGCAAGAGAAGGGGGCAUGGCACGCACGAGCUGAAUUAUAGACCGCAUAAUGUGGCCAGUGUCGUCAUUGGGACCGUUUUCAUGUGGGUCGGGUGGUUCGGGUUCAACGCCGGGAGCGCGCUGGCGGCGAAUCUGAGGGCCGUGGUAGCGGCGGCGACGACGAACCUGGCAGCGUGUGUUGGGGGAAUAACGUGGUGCGUGCUGGAUUGGAGGUUAGAGAGGAAAUGGUCGGCUGUUGGGUUUUGUUCAGGGGUGGUGGCUGGGUUGAUUGCUAUUACGCCGGGGAGUGGAUACGUCCCCGUCUGGGCAGCCGUCCCGUUCGGUAUCCUCGGAGCCGGGCUGGCCAACUACGGCACCAAGAUCAAGUUCCUCUGCAACAUUGACGACGCCCUCGACACCUUUGCCGUCCACGCUGUUGCCGGCCUGGUCGGCAACAUCCUCACCGGCAUCUUUGCGUCCAAAGACAUCACCCACCUAGACGGCGUCACGAACAUUGACGGCGGCUGGCUCGACCACAACUGGAAGCAGAUUAUCUUCCAGCUAGCAGGCUCGUUCGCUGGCGGAGUAUACUCCUUUGUCAUGACGGCUCUGAUUGUGUUCGCACUGGACCACAUCCCGGGCCUCAGCCUGAGGGUGUCGGAGGCGGCAGAGGUGAUGGGCAUAGAUGAUUCCGAGAUUGGCGAGUUUGCGUACGACUACGUGGAACUGAUGAGGGAAGUGGGCAUUGAUGGGGGAGGAGCAGGAAGCAUCAUGGAUGGCGUCGGCGAGACGGGGAGUAUGUUCUCGAAUACGCAGCUGAGACAGCAGCCGCAGCAGGUUGCGAGGAGUGCGAGUCCUACGGCGGCGGCUGGUGCAACAAGGGUAUUCACAAGAGAGGAUACGAAGGAUUCGGGGGUUGUGUUUGGUGGUGGACAGACUUCGUUUUAUCAGUAACCGUUCUGGAGUUUUGGAACUGAAAAUGAGAGUGGAUCUGUGACUUGGUGUUUUGAAAUGGGCAGCUUUUUGGUUGUGGGAAGGGAGUCAUAAUCUUUGUCAUCUCCAACUGGACAUAUUUCAUUUGUAU